CCCCUCGCUCGACCCUAUCUGACAUUUGUUUUUUGUUGUUUAACUUGUUUAUCUUAUUUUUUGCCAUAAAAAGUGUUAAAAACAAACGUUAUAUGUGAAUAUUAAAAUUUUAAGUUCAAAAUAAAACCAUGAGUACACCUAGUACAUUUAAUGCUGCCAAAAAGAUUUUAAUUCGGGGAGUAGAAUUGGAUACCAAGAAACGAUAUACAGAGGCUCUAAUAUGCUAUCAAGAGGGCUUGCAAAUUUUAGUGGACAAAAUGAAAGAGGAGGUGGAUGACAAAGAGAGAGCAUACCUCAGAGACAAGGUAGAGGAGUACAUGAAGCGAGCAGAGACUAUAAAAAAGCUAGUGCUACAGCAGAAAGAAGCCGGCAAGUUUCAUGAGCAGCUGCGGAUAGAAGACAACUCCACCGGACAUAGUUAUAAGUCCUUGUUCGGGAGGUUUUUGGAUGAUGAUGUGGAGUUUGUUGUAGUUGAAGACCCUUAUAUUAGGGCUUUUCAUCAGUGUCAGAACUUCCUCCGCCUCUGCGAGCUGCUAGUACGCUCCUGCAGCAACCUGAGGCACAUCCAGCUGCUGACGUCACAGGACCCACGGUCCGAGCAGUCUAAGCGAGAGCAGGCCGGCUGGCUGCAGAGCCUUACGGAAGAUCUGCUCAAGUACAAGAUUAGGUUCACAGUACAGUAUUCUGAGACGCUGCAUGAUAGACAAAUUACAUUAAGUUCAGGCUGGAUAAUCAAAAUUGGGCGAGGGCUAGACUUCUUCAAACCGCCAGACAACAAGUUCUGUCUCGGCGUGUAUGAUAUGGACCUGCGGAAAUGCCAUGAGACCACGGUAGACAUAGUGCAUACCAAAAAUGUGAAGCAGUCUUUUGGGUGAAACGGAUCUGAUUAUUAAAUAGUUAUUUUAUGGUAAGACAAAACGUUUUUAUGAAAUAUUAAAAUGUUUAUUUUUA
Leguminivora glycinivorella is the source of this 951-nucleotide messenger RNA. Its product is annotated as MIT domain-containing protein 1-like. The coding region runs from base 129 to 875 and encodes 248 amino acids. The record is from RefSeq and is a predicted model, not a curated record. The transcript has 4 exons. Lineage: Eukaryota; Metazoa; Arthropoda; Insecta; Lepidoptera; Tortricidae.